UCAGCACCACGGCGAGCGGACAGCUCCCUGGGCAGCUCCCUCCGCUCCGCUCUUAAUUCGCUCCUGCUCCGCUUUUCAUUCGCUCUUUCGACCCGUCCAGCCAAGAGAUCCCAGCGGCUGCCUCUUUGGGAAUUAGAAGAAAAGUCUGAACAAUGAAUGAGGCUCGGAGGUCAGCCAUGGGUAGCUCGGAGGUGUGAACCCGCAGCCAGGUAGAUCGCCCCUCAAAAGCGCAGCUAAGAAGCAUCGCAAGGAGAACGUCUUCUCUGACAUGAAGGACAAGUUCAUGAACAAACUGGGCAAACUUCCAAUCCCGCCCUGGGCUUUGGCCUCCAUCCUCAUCGUCGUCGCCCUCCUCCUCCUCUGCUGCUGCUUCUGCGCCUGCAAGAAAUGCUGCGGCAAAAAGAAGAAAGGGAAGAAAGGGAAAGACAAAGUGAAGGCCCAGAUCAACAUGAAGGAGGUGAAGGAGCUGGGCAAGAGCUACAUUGAUAAGGUCCAGCCUGAGAUAGAGGAUUUGGACCCAUCCCUGUUGCAGGAACCGAAGGAGGAAAAACCUCAGGAGAAAUUGGGGAAACUUCAGUACUCGCUUGACUAUGACUUCCAAAGCACCCAGCUUGUGGUGGGCAUUUUACAAGCGGCUGAUCUCCCAGCGUUGGACAUUGGGGGCACCUCUGACCCUUACGUCAAGGUCUUCCUGCUACCAGAGAAGAAGAAGAAAUUCGAGACCAAAGUCCACCGCAAAACCCUCACCCCCACAUUCAACGAGUCGUUCACAUUUAAGGUUCCCUAUUCAGAACUGGGGGGCAAGACCCUCGUCAUGGCUGUUUAUGACUUUGACCGCUUCUCCAAACACGACGCCAUAGGGGAGAUCCGCAUCCCCAUGAACACUGUGGACUUGGCACAUGUGAUCGAGGAAUGGCGGGACCUGCAGUCGGCAGAGAAAGAAGAGCAUGAGAAGCUGGGAGACGUUUGCUUUUCGCUGCGGUACGUCCCCACAGCUGGGAAGCUGACGGUCAUUGUGCUAGAAGCCAAAAACCUCAAGAAGAUGGAUGUGGGGGGACUGUCAGACCCCUAUGUUAAAAUCCAUCUCAUGCAGGGCGGGAAACGUAUCAAGAAGAAGAAAACGACUAUAAAGAAAAAUACCCUGAAUCCCUAUUACAAUGAAUCCUUCAGUUUUGAGGUGCCUUUUGAACAAAUCCAGAAAGUCCAGGUCGUUCUGACAGUCCUCGACUAUGACAAACUGGGCAAGAACGAAGCUAUCGGGAAGGUCUUCGUUGGAUGCAACGCGACAGGUGCCGAGCUGCGCCAUUGGUCCGACAUGCUGGCCAAUCCGCGGAGACCCAUUGCCCAGUGGCACACACUGCAGCCUGAAGAAGAGGUGGAUGCGGUAGUGGGAAUAAAGGCCUCUUGAUGCCCUUCUCCUCUCAGCCGAUCUCUUCGGCAACAGUUCCUUCUCCCGUCCAGAGCGAAUGGGAGCGUGUGGGUGAGGCACCCCUGAAAAUACGUGUGUGUGUUGGGGACGCCUGUGAGCCUGUCUUCUCUCAGAGCCAUUCCCUGUUUAAAACAAACAAACAAACAAAAAAACAUCUCCAAGAGAAAAAAAAAUCCGCUGUUUUUUAUCCACUGUGUGAAAAAGGAAAGAAGCUUACACAGUAGUUUAACCUGGGCGAGAGAUUUACUAUAGGUUUGCUAUGAGGCUUACAGAACAACCUGUGUAGGUUUAGGUGUUGGCGUUUCAGAUGUCAACACACUGCUUUUUGAAACUGAGUACUAAGUGCAAGCAUUUAGCCCAACAAAAUAACCGGAUAUUGAAUUACAAAGCUAGUUUUUUUUCAAAACAAUCCUCAAAGAAAUGUAUUGUUUGUCUUUGAAACAAAAACUUUUACAUUUACUAAAGGUUUUGGUAGAAGGUCAGUUUCAUAUACCUUUUGGACAGUGUACUACAGUGCCAUGUUUGAAAACUAGAACAUAAAUCUAUUGUAAAUAACAUUUACCAAUUUGUUUACAAUAGGUUUACUACAGGACUGUAACAAGUUGUAUUCUUUGGUAACAUUAACAAUACAACUUUGCUGAACGUUGUAUUAUACUACUGCUUUAAAAAGUUGGGGAAAACAGGCCAGAAACCUUAUAAAAAUAGUUUUAAAAUAUAAUUUUAGUAACUUGAUGAUGGCUUUAUAUUAUGACUAAGAUAGUUUUAUGUUUUUGGUCAUUGUCUUAUGAAAUAUUUAAAACAUGGGUAUCCUGAGCAAAUUGAUGCCCCAAAUUAUGUUUAGAUCAGGAUAAGAUUACAAAAAAUUGUUGUGUGUGGGCCUCAUAUAUAAAACUUUGGUAAAUGGGUUUGACAUAGAUGUAGAAUAUCCUAAUGAUUUUAUUACAAACUGUUUGCCUAAUUGUCAGACUUUUAAAAACCAGCCCUUAGUCACAAACUACUGUGGAUAUGUUUACCCUAUGUUUGUAAUAGGAUUUUUUUAGAUUACUGGUACUACCGUUUUAUGGAUUUUGAUGUAAAAAGCAUAGUAGAGUUUUAAGCAUCAUCAAAUUAAGGUACUCAUAUAGAUUAUUCUCUUUAUUUCUGCUUACUUAUAACAGUUCCAACAUAACCAUUCAUCAGUUUUAUGGCAUGGUUAACACAUGUUUUACAACAUAUUUAUGAAACUUUCGAUAUGGGUAUUACAGACAUUUGCUCUAGGCUUUUUGUGGACAUCUAGUAGAUUAACUACUGAUUUAAUAAUGGCUCUUACCCAAACAAAAGUUACCUUUGCUAUGUUAAAACAUGUUUACAUUUUUGCUACGAGUUUAAGACUGGUUUAUUAUACAACUGCAAUGGGUUUACUGUUUGUUAGCAACCAGUUUGAUGCAUUUUAUAUGAAGAAAAUUAACAGGAAGUUUACUACAGAAUUUACAACGGUUUUCCAUUGGCCAGACCAUGUUUACAACACCUUUGCUAUGAUAAUUUUAGAAAAUUCAUUAGUUUUUGUCUGUCUAGAUAACUGUUACAGUUUCAUCUUGCUGUAUCUCAAAGAGACUUGAGACAAGUUUCUCAAACUCAAACUCAAAGAAACUUGAGACAAGCUCUCCUCCAUUUUAUCCUCACAGCAUACUUGUGAGGUAAAUUAGACUGAGAGAGAGAAACAGGCUCAGGCCUCAAUAGGAUCCCCUAAUCUCAGUCAGCCUUACUAACCACAACACCAUACAGAUUCUAAAUUUUUUAAGUGACUGAAACACAUUUGUCUUAUAGCACUGCCAGCAGCUUCUAGCAGCUCUGAAAUUAAAUUGAAAUUUAAUUCACACUAACAGUUUGGGUUUUCCAGUCCCAAAUCCAUAUAUUGUAUUUAACUUGCAUCAAUAUAAAAUUGCAAUUUUGGGCAAGGGUUUGUGUGGGUUUUAGUGUAAUUUUCUACUUUUGCUGUCACCGUGAAUAUAUGUUUGUAUAUCUGGGGAAAUACUCAAAUUUUAUGAAAAAAAAUAUGCUUUUUGGUUGCCAGAGUAUAAAUUAGAAACGAAGAAAAGAAACUAAAAAUGAAAUGUAUCAUUUUUUUUUAAAAAAAAUUCAAAUAUGAACUAUGGAUAUUAAUAUUAGGAAUUUUUCUCCUGGUUUUGCCCCAAUAUUUGAUGCAG
This is a messenger RNA of Sphaerodactylus townsendi, 3615 nucleotides long. RefSeq names its product synaptotagmin 5 (gene SYT5). The record is from RefSeq and is a predicted model, not a curated record. Lineage: Eukaryota; Metazoa; Chordata; Lepidosauria; Squamata; Sphaerodactylidae. Gene Ontology annotation, molecular function: phosphatidylserine binding; calcium-dependent phospholipid binding; syntaxin binding. The coding region runs from base 269 to 1408 and encodes 379 amino acids. Gene Ontology annotation, biological process: synaptic vesicle endocytosis; regulation of calcium ion-dependent exocytosis; regulation of dopamine secretion. Gene Ontology annotation, cellular component: dense core granule; synaptic vesicle membrane; axon. The transcript has 9 exons.